Molecule: messenger RNA, 1997 nt
Organism: Eucalyptus grandis
Lineage: Eukaryota; Viridiplantae; Streptophyta; Magnoliopsida; Myrtales; Myrtaceae
Exons: 6
Coding region: 201-1697 (498 amino acids)
Source: RefSeq, a predicted model, not a curated record
ACCGCCAGCUCAGGAGCGCGACGCCAUUUUGACCCCUCUCUCUCUCUCUCUCUCUCUUUCUCUCUCUUCUGCGCUUCGCUCGUUGGAUGCUGACGAGUCGUGCGGUACUGGGAGCUCAUCCGGCGCACCGAUUCGAAGGAGGAGACGACCAUGGCUAGCCCGAGGACGAGCGGGGGAUCGCUAGAGCGGCUGACUUGAUUAUGGGCGACAUGGGUCCUGACUUAGAAGUCCGAGUCCAAUCGGAGGCUCUGAUGGGCGGAUCGGAGGACGCGCUGGCCAAUGUGUCAGUCGGCAAGGAGAACGGGACUGCCGUUCCCCAAGAUCCCAAAGCUAAAGCAGUGCGCUGUUUGAGUAACUGCCAGGACGGCAGCUUCAGUGUGGAGGAUUUGCACGAUGGCAAGAUGCCCGAUGGGGACAGGAAUUCCGAUGUCGAUAUAAUUGAUCGCAAAAAUCCUACCAAAGAAGGCCCAUUUGAAGGUGGCCAAGGGGAUACGACUGAAUAUUCUAGUUCAUUCGGUGAUACAUCAUCUGGCUCUGAGAAUAAUUUAGUUAUGAGUGAUGGUGAAGUUGAUUCACAGUAUCUUGGUCACAAUAUGCCAGGAUUUCAUUAUCCUGGACAGAGUGAACUCUAUCUAACAAGGAGAAAGCUGACAGAUCACUGGAGAAGGUUUAUACAGCCUCUUAAGUGGCGAUGUAAAUGGAUAGAACUGCGGAUUAAUCAGUUGAACUCCCAAGCACGAAAGUAUGAUAGGAAACUGGAAGAGCACAAGCAAAAGAAGGAACUUACUUUUGAAAGACCAGAAUUGCAGGAUUUUAAUGCCAAGUCAUGUGCAUUUUCUGGUCAACUCUCAAGAGAGAAAGUCAUGAUGAGGAGAAAAAGAAAAAGAGUAGAAGAGACACAAGAUAUAGCAUCAUAUAUGUCACAGCAUAACUUGUUCUCCUAUUGUGAUAGAAAGUCCCGUGCAGAUCAUACUCAUAUGGAAAUUCGUCGCGGCAAUCAAGUAGGUGAUAGUGUUGGUGAUUCACUUGAUUUUGGAGAUGGGGCAAAUUCCCUGGAGCAAAUACUUGCUAAGAUUGAGAAAGCAAAGUCUCACAUAUGCGAGUUGAAAGCACGGAUGGAAAAGGUGUUAAGUGAAAAUCCUGGAAAGUUCUCUUCGGUUAAUAGGUUGAGCAUGCUGCCACCGAAAGAUGAGUUGACCAGCUCUGAUAAAAAACAGGCAUCUCAUUAUGGGAAUGGACUUGUAUCUUCUUGUAAAUCUGUCCAUACAGCAUCUCUGCAACUAUCAAACCACAAUUUAGAUGAUAUACUUCUGCCUGAAACUGCAAAUUCAACACUUGGAGAGGCAACUCCUUUGCCCAAUAUCAUUGAGAGCACAGAUCAGACAUCUAGAGGGGUUUCUUGUGAUAAUACUGAGGAAGAAAUUCUGACGAAUGAGCAGGCAGUGGAGGAAAAAUCACUUGAUCUAGUAGAGUUCAGAAAUCGGCUUAUCAUGGGUGAGAAGCCUGGGGAACCAUUGGAACUGCAGGAAACUGAAACCGACUCUCUGCUUUCGCCUUUGAAAUCUGAAACUGAUUCUCUUGGAAAAGGAUGUAGUUUGAAAUCUCCUCCAAUUUGCAAGACCUAUGUACGUAGCAAACUUAGGAGGCGAAGUCGGCGAGCAGCUAUGCGUCGAUGGAGCCGGAAAUCCUCCGGUUAGGUGAGGCUGCAGAUAGUUGUAACAGUUGGAGAAGUGUUCUGUGAGAGAGGAAGGAUAGUUUAUAUAGUUUCUGCUUCUGAAAACGUGAGUUGUAUAGGUCUGCGUGUUCUAAUUGUAUAUUCUCUGUUCAUCCUCUCCCUCUUCCCCUAUGGAUUUUAUAUUCUCUGGUGGAACUGGAGACACUUUACGUUCAUUUGGAAGACGAACAUGAAUCCAAUAGGUCUUGGUUUUCUUUACCGGGAGUAUUAUUUCCCUAUACAUUUCGGGGUUCAAAUGGUCUAUUGAAGUUCCGUCUUAUCA